AUGGCUACGACAGACAACCUCGUCGCCGGUGACGAGUCCCAACAACGGACUCGCCGGCUCUCGAGUAUGGACGCCUCCCGGGCGGAUCUCUACAGCGGUCCGACGGUUGUCGUUCCUCCCAAGCAUCUGAUGGCCGCCAGCCAUGCCUUCGAGACGGCCCAGUCCCUUGAAAUGGCCAAAGUCCAUCUUGAUGAGUCGCCCUCAUCUGAAGAGGCGAGCCCUCGGACUGGUUCACCGGUCAUCAGACCUGUCAGCGGCAGGACCACCACCACCGUCACGGAUAAGUAUGCCUUCGCGUUUGAUAUCGAUGGCGUCCUCAUUCGUGGGGGCCAAGCCAUCCCCGAGGCGAUCGAAGCCAUGAAGGUGCUGAACGGCGACAACCAGUUCGGAAUCAAAGUACCAUAUAUUUUCGUCACCAAUGGCGGUGGAAAGACGGAAGAGGAGCGCUGUCUCGACCUCAGCCGUCAACUGGAGCUGGAAGUCUCCCCGGGACAGUUCAUCUGCGGACACACGCCCAUGCGAGAAAUGGCCGAGAAAUACAACACCGUCCUCGUCGUCGGUGGCGAGGGUGAGAAGUGCCGCAUCGUCGCGGAAAGCUACGGCUUCAAGGAUGUCGUCACGCCGGGAGACAUCAUCAAGGCGAAUAAGGACACCACUCCUUUCCGCAAGCUGACGGAGGAGGAGUAUCGCAACUCGCGCGAUCGGGACUUCAGCAAGAUCAAUAUCGAGGCUGUCUUCGUCUUCGCUGACAGCCGGGACUGGGCGGGUGACCAGCAAAUCAUCCUCGACGUUCUCAUGUCCAAGAAUGGGCGGAUCGGCACCCGCUCAGAGACUUUCGACGAGGGCCCUCCCGUCUACUUCUCGCACAACGACAUCGUCUGGUCUACAUCGCACCAGCACAGCCGGAUCGGAAUGGGCGCGCUUCGAGCCUCGCUCGAGGCGCUCUUCAAGGCCGUCACGGGUAAGGAGCUGACGACGAUUGCCUUCGGCAAGCCCCAGCUGGGGACAUUCCAGUUUGCGACUCGACUGCUCCGUCAGUGGCGCAAAGACAACUACGGCAUCGACCGGGCCCCGGAUACCGUGUACUUUGUUGGCGAUACGCCAGAGUCCGAUAUUCGCGGCACCAACGAAUUCAAUGAGUCUGAGAGCAGUGGCAACGCUAAUUGGUUUUCGAUACUCGUGAAGACGGGUGUCUUCCAGGAGGGCACGAUCCCUCGUUACCCGCCCAAGAAAAUCUGUGACAACGUCUUGGAAGCGGUCAAGUGGGCUAUGCAGCGCGAGUUUGCCAAAGAGGUCAAGGAGCGCACGGUGGGAGAUGCCGCCACCAAUGGAGACGAGUCUGCUGUGCUGGAGUGA
Rasamsonia emersonii CBS 393.64 is the source of this 1356-nucleotide messenger RNA. Its product is annotated as Phosphatidyl synthase. The transcript has 2 exons. The coding region runs from base 1 to 1356 and encodes 451 amino acids. The record is from RefSeq and is a predicted model, not a curated record. Gene Ontology annotation, biological process: glycerophospholipid biosynthetic process. Gene Ontology annotation, cellular component: mitochondrion. Lineage: Eukaryota; Fungi; Ascomycota; Eurotiomycetes; Eurotiales; Trichocomaceae.